Molecule: messenger RNA, 1529 nt
Organism: Caenorhabditis sp. 36 PRJEB53466
Lineage: Eukaryota; Metazoa; Nematoda; Chromadorea; Rhabditida; Rhabditidae
Source: the annotation of a GenBank genome assembly
AUGAAAAUCAAAGUAAUAUCAAGAAAUCCAAACACCUACCAGAGAGAAACUACGAAUCAAAGAAACAAAAGUGAGUUUUUAAAAAUAAUUUAUCAAGAAUAGCAACAUUUUUCUCAGUCGUUCGUAAUUUCAACACACCGGCUGAUCCGUUUCGCGCACAAACAGAAUACACGAGAGCUCUGAAUGCCACCAAAUUGGAGAGAGUGUUUGCAAAACCGUUCGUCGCCAGUCUCGAUGGACAUGUCGACGGAGUUCAAGUUCUUGCCAAGCAUCCCAGUGAGAAUUUCAAAAAAAGACAAAAUGAAAGUGCUGUGUUUCAGACCGCCCAUCCACAAUAUUUUCCGGAGCUCGAGACGGCCAAGUUAAGAUUUGGAAUCUUGCUUCACGGGAGUGUGUCGCCACGUUGGAUGCACAUCGAGGACUUGUAAAUGGUAAGUGUUGUGUGGUUUAACUUGUCAAUGUCUGUUCACUUUCAGAUAUUUCGAUUGACAACAACAACGGAGAACACUUUGUAACCGUUGGUCAGGACAGUCAGCUCAAGUACUGGAAGAUCAGUUCCACCAUAGAAUCGGAGCAGAAAACUCCCGCCCACUCGAUCGCCCUCGACGGAAUUGCCUACGGAGUCUCGCAUCUCUCCUUCUCCUCCGAUUUUGUCACUUGCGGAGAGGAUAUCAGUGUGUGGAAACCAUUCCGAGAGACUCCCCUUCGCAGUUAUAAUCUCGGCACUGACACCAUUCACACCUGCCGCGCCAAUCCAGUUGAAGAGAAUGUGAUUGUCGGCGCGCGCUCCGAUCGUUCGAUCUUCGUGCUGGAUACCAGACAAGACGUCCCACUCAAGAAAGUGACAAUGAAAAUGAGACCGAACAAAAUCUCGUGGAAUCCAAUGGAGGCGUACACGUUCACAGUGGCCAGCGAAGAUUACAGUCUCUACACUUUCGAUAUGAGGUACAUGGAGCAUCCGGUUCAGUCACACCAAGGAUUCACUUCUGCCGUUCUCGACGUCGAUUAUUCUCCAACUGGACAGGAGUUUGUCGCAGCUGGAUACGACCGAUCGAUUCGGCUGUUCAGGGCGAGAGAUAUGACGAGCAGAGAUGUUUACUACACGAAACGGAUGGCCUCCGUACUCUCUGUGCUCUGGUCUGCGGACUCGAAGUUUGUGCUUUCUGGAAGUAACGAAAUGAACAUUCGAGUGUGGAAAUCCAAUGCAGCAGAAAAGCUCGGACCUCUGACGAAGAGAGAAAAGCAGGCGUUCGCAUACAACGACAAGCUCAAAGAGACGUACAAGAACCAUCCGGAAGUGCGCAGAAUUUCCAAGCACCGAAACGUUCCGAGGCACAUUUUCACGUUGGUUUUCCCUCUGUUGUGCCCUAUUAAUUGGAAUCUUGUUCAGAGCUGCAAAGGAACACAAACUGAUCAAGGAUGCACGUGCCCGACGGGAUCUCCGACGAGCAAAAGCAGCCGGACUAGACGAAGAAGAGUCGUAUCUCCCGCAGACACAGAAGGUUAUGCUCGGCGAUGCAGAGAUGUAA